Suncus etruscus (white-toothed pygmy shrew) is the source of this 1669-nucleotide messenger RNA. RefSeq names its product arylacetamide deacetylase-like. Gene Ontology annotation, molecular function: serine hydrolase activity; triacylglycerol lipase activity. The transcript has 5 exons. Lineage: Eukaryota; Metazoa; Chordata; Mammalia; Eulipotyphla; Soricidae. Gene Ontology annotation, biological process: positive regulation of triglyceride catabolic process. Bases 198 to 1394 code for a protein of 398 amino acids. The record is from RefSeq and is a predicted model, not a curated record. Gene Ontology annotation, cellular component: endoplasmic reticulum membrane.
UAGAAUUGUUCCUUUGUACUUGUUCUAAGUGUAAUCAUUUCUGGAAUGACAGCCAAUGAAACAACAGGCUGGGCAGUGUCUUUGGAAUCUGAAAGUUAGGUAACUUGAAGGACUGGCCAAUGUAGCUGGGUGAAAAUUCAGUUUAUUGCCUUUUCCAAAGUGCAUCUGCUGUCUUGCUAAGGAGAAUAGGUAUUAUCAUGGGCAGAAACGUGUUUUUGUUCCUGAUUGUGGGGGUUCUUGGUGCCUGGUAUCUGUACACACCCCUGCCAGCGAACUCCGAGCAGCCCUGGGCACUGAUGUUCAUGGGAGCAAGUCUGAAGACUGCAUUAAAUUUGAUGCAAUUGGCUGAGCUAUUGGGAAUCAGCCAUUUCAUGACCAGUACCAUGUUCUUUAUGAGCUUUCUGGAGACUCCACCCACUUCUGAUGAAAAUCUCACUGUGGUGGACACCACUUUUCACAACAUUCCUGUCCGUGUCUAUGUGCCAAAGCAGAAGACCAAGACACUCAGAAGAGGCAUAUUUUAUAUCCAUGGUGGUGGUUGGUGUUUGGGAAGUGCAAUGUUUUAUGGCUAUGACCUUCUGUCAAGACAGACCUCAAACAGACUGGAUGCUGUGGUCAUUUCCACCAACUACCGCCUAGCACCGAAUCAUCACUUUCCAGCUCAAUUUGAAGAUGUUUAUAACUCACUGAGGUGGUUCUUGAGUCAAGAUGUUCUUCAGGAAUAUGGUGUGGACCCUAAAAGGAUUGGGGUGUCUGGAGACAGUGCCGGAGGGAAUUUAGCAGUUGCAGUGGUCCAGCAGCUCCAAGGUGAUCAAGAUGUCAAGGUCAAAGUCAAGGUCCAGGCUUUGAUCUAUCCUGCCCUUCAGGCUUUGGAUUUUGACUUACCAUCCUACCGUGAAAAUGCACACUAUCCAGUUCUGUACCGGUGGUUCAUGAUCAGGUUCUGGAGUGAGUAUAUUACUACAGACAGAUCCUUGGAGAAAGCAAUGUCUAUCAACCAGCACGUACCUGCGCAUUCAGCUCACCUCCUCCAGUUUGUUAAUUGGAGCUCCCUGCUGCCUGAGCGCUUUCAGAAAGGACACAUUUAUAAGAAGCCUGCUUUUGGCAGUUCUACCCUGGCAAAGAAGUACCCAGGGUUCCUGGAUGUGCGGGCAGCCCCGCUGUUGGCCGAUGACACACAGCUGCGUAGUUUACCCCAGACCUAUGUGCUCACCUGUCAACAUGAUGUUCUAAGAGAUGAUGGGGUCAUGUACGUUACCCGCCUUCGGAAUGCUGGGGUCCCGGUGACUCAUGACCACAUUGAAGAUGGAUUUCAUGGAUUGAUUUCCAACAGUCUGAAGGUUGGCGAUAGAAUGAGAAAUCAGUACAUCAAUUGGCUAAGUGAAAAUCUCUAGCAAGAAUCUGAGCAGUGGUUGUGAUGAAUUGAUUUGAUGUUUGAUUAAUCGAGACAUUAGUGGGAAUCAAAAAUCUGCUCUUGAGGCCAUGUUUCAUCUGUGGCCUUGCUCAGGUCUCUAGAGCAGGAACAUGUGGGAUUUGUGUCCAUUGCUACAGAUCACUGCGCACUAAUUUUUUUUCCUUACUUGCUUACUUAUCUGCUUCCAUAUUUUCCUGCAGAUAUUGCCCAUGUUUUAGGUCUCUCACUCAGACCUAGAUUUGGAGUUUGCCUAUA